ACUGAUAAGAGAAAUAACAGUUGGGUAAGUAUAAAAGGAACCCCGACAUGAGUUUCGAACACAUUGCAACUGAAGUGUGAAUCUUCAUCGACUUAGCUUUACAAAGCUCAUCAACAGCCAUGCUUUCAGUUAUUUUUCUCGCCUUUGCUUUUGUUGCAGCAAAUGCACAAGGACCGAUUCCGGAUUAUCGUAUCAAUCCCUACUAUGACGAGAGUCCCAAACCAUACGCUUUCAACUAUAAUGCCUUGUUGGACGAUGGAGUGGGACAGAGCUCCAGAACUGAAACUGCAGAUGGAUCCGGUAGAGUCCAGGGUUCCUACACACUGAACAAUGACGAAGGCCACUCAAGAGUUGUUGAAUAUGUAGCUGAUCAAAAUGGCUUCAGGGCUGUCGUCCGAACCAACGAACCAGGCACAGAUAAUCAGAAUCCCGCUGAUGUCGUAGUAGAAUCUGCUGCUGCACCAGUCCAGUAUGCACCAGUGAUUCGUAAACCUAUUCUAAAUGCUCCAGUGCUCGCACCAGUAGUGGAACCAGCUGUUGUCCCUGCAGUUGUACCAGUACCAGUCCGUCCAGUGUAUCGUCGACCUGCAACCAUUCCUGUUAGAAAUUACGCUUACAGAAGACCUUAUUAGGAUAUGUCCGUGAACAGUAACAAAGACCCCCCCCCCCUCAGAACCGCUGUUGAUAAUCAUUUUUCUUAUAUCUUUUACGAAUGUGUUUUGACUGCCAUGUAGUCCACUGUUAUAUUUGUUGUUAAAUGCAUUGGUGAAAAGUGAGAAAAUACUUUUCUUGUGUUCAUCUUUCUUACCUGCAUUUUUUAUGAUGCAUUAAAAUGCAAAAAAAUGUAGAGCUCUUUCUUUGUAUAAUGCUCUUUUUCGAAUUUUCUUCUCUCGCUCAAAAUAGGCAGUUUGUAAAUUUUUAAGAAUAAAUGUAGAUUAAUUUCUUCAGAUUAAGAUGUUAAUGUUGCAUUUAUUCUUAUGGAAUUAUUUGUUAAUUGUUAUUCAUGGUUGGCUUGGGCUUUCUUCAACUUUUCUUAUGGCUUUGUUUGUAUUGUAAUGCUAAGGAAAAAAAUUGUAAAUUCAAAAAAUAAAUAAAUUUUGUGAUUUA
Messenger RNA from Argiope bruennichi, 1107 nucleotides. Its product is annotated as cuticle protein 10.9-like. The coding region runs from base 120 to 632 and encodes 170 amino acids. The record is from RefSeq and is a predicted model, not a curated record. Lineage: Eukaryota; Metazoa; Arthropoda; Arachnida; Araneae; Araneidae. Gene Ontology annotation, cellular component: chitin-based extracellular matrix. The transcript is spliced from 3 exons. Gene Ontology annotation, molecular function: structural constituent of chitin-based larval cuticle.